Messenger RNA from Scaptodrosophila lebanonensis, 3088 nucleotides. It is a transcript of the gene MESK2, whose product is annotated as protein NDRG3. The transcript is spliced from 8 exons. NCBI's taxonomy places the organism in Eukaryota, Metazoa, Arthropoda, Insecta, Diptera, Drosophilidae. Bases 716 to 2413 code for a protein of 565 amino acids. The record is from RefSeq and is a predicted model, not a curated record. Gene Ontology annotation, cellular component: cytoplasm. Gene Ontology annotation, biological process: signal transduction.
AUCCAAAUUGCAGCUUGAAGUGGAAAGAUUAUGUUGUAAUUACUGUAGAAUAAAAACAACGAAAAAAAAUUGUGUUCAAAUUCGCAACAAAAAACUAAGAAACAAAAAAUAUAAGUGACACAGAUGUCAUAGUAAGCGCGUGUGUUUUGUGCUGUGUCCGUGGCAAAGGAAAAGCAGGAAAGAAAAUAAUAGAAAGCCUAGUUGGUGCAAAUUUGAGACGUAUUAUUGAUUUUUUCACAGAAGCGACGAAUUUUUAUUGUUGUGCUCGCUAGUAAAUUACAUAGCGCACGAGUCGCGUUCUCUCCUGCUGCAAUAAAAAGUGUAUUUCUUGUGAUAAAAAACAAAUUAAGACAACGCGCACCGCCAGUAGUUUUCCACACGACCUUAACUGUAUUUAACCUGCCACCCACCCACCACUCUUGAUUUCCGCUGGAACUCGUUGUCGGUGACACAAAGAACAACAACAACAACGAAACGCGCGUCAGACAGCACAGAAAUUCAAAGCGCACUUUAUAUCAUCACGCUAUAUAUACAUACAUAUAUAUACACGUAUAUAUAUUGGGCACCCCAGCACUGAAGGGAGAGACGAGACCCGAGCAGGCUAAGUAUUUUGGGGACCGACGACAGUUCAACAAAAUAAAACAAAGAGACACAAUCACACACUCAGAAAUAUAGACACACCUCCAGACCCCAACUGCAAGAGAUUAAACUAAACAUGCCACAAGCGGAGGGUGGCUAUAUAUCGCUGCCGAAUAAUGCCAAUAGCAAUGGCAAUGGCAGUGGUAGCGCCAUUUAUCAAUCGACCACAGAGCCCACAGCACCGCCCUCGGUGUUUGAGAGUGUGAAACGGGUCAUAGGUCAGGCAAUGAAAUCGACGCCUGGCGAUAGCGAGGAGUUAUUGCGCCUGGAGCGCCAGGCAGUCCUUGUUAAUGGCAGAGACCGGGACAAAACUGGUAAGACACUGAACACCAAGAUGCCGUCAGCACCAACACACACUGCCGAGGAGGCACAUCUGCUUGGCACCAUGCCUGUCGAUCCCAUGGAUGACAUCGAACUGCGCUCUGUUCAGCUGCAAUUUCCGAAUGCACGCGGAUCCAUUGUGGAUGCCUGUGAACAGCGUCGCGUGCCCACAGACAAGGGAGACAUACAUGUGGCCAUACAGGGUGAUACCUCGAAGCCGGCAAUCGUCACCUACCACGAUUUGGGCCUGAAUUAUGCCACCAGUUUUGCUGGCUUCUUCAAUUUUCCGCUUAUGCGCGGCCUACUGGAGAAUUUCUGUGUGUACCAUGUGACCGCACCCGGACAGGAAGACGGCGCACCCACAUUGCCAGAGGACUACGUCUAUCCAACCAUGGAUGAGUUGGCCGCACAGCUGCUCUUCGUUCUGUCGCAUUUUGGCCUGAAAUCGGUUAUUGGCUUUGGUGUGGGCGCUGGCGCGAAUAUAUUGGCACGCUUCGCCCACGGCCAUCCAGAUAAGGUGGGCGCUCUGUGUCUAAUCAACUGUGUGUCCACACAGUCCGGCUGGAUCGAAUGGGGCUAUCAGAGUUUCAAUGCGCGUUUCUUGCGCACCAAGGGCAUGACGCAGGGAGUCAUCGAUUACUUGAUGUGGCAUCACUUCGGACGGAAUCCCGAGGAGCGCAACCACGACCUGGUCCAGAUGUAUAGGCAGCAUUUUGAGCGCGGAGUAAAUCCGACCAAUUUGGCCAUGCUGAUCAAUGCGUAUAUACAUCGCAAUGACUUGCAUUUGGCACGUACACCUCCCGGUACACCUGGAACUGAGACGGCGGCCACCACAUUAAAAAUGCCGGUGAUCAAUAUAACGGGCUCGUUGUCGCCACAUGUCGAUGACACGGUCACCUUCAAUGGGCGUCUGGAUCCAACGAACUCGUCGUGGAUGAAGAUUUCCGAUUGCGCUAUGGUGCUCGAAGAGCAGCCGGCUAAGCUGGCUGAGGCCUUCCGGCUAUUCUUGCAGGGCGAGGGCUACGCAACGCCGCUCUCAACGCCCGCUAGUUCACCAUGCGGCACCAAAUAUCACACGUACUCAUCGAUAUUCUUUGCCAAUUUUCGUGAGCAACAAUUGCAGGCGGCGCAAGAGCGAGAGCGGGAGAGAGAACGGGAACGUCAGCAGCAGCGUCAGUUGAGCAUGCGCGUUGGCAAUCGCCUGCGAGAGACGGCCAUCAACUGCACCACGAGCGGCAGCAGCAGCAACAACAGCACCGGGAACACGGGAGGCAACAACAAUGACGACGAUAACAACUCUCAAGAGAUGGACAUGGAUUUGAGCAAUGGGAAUGGUAAUGGCAAUCGCGCCUAUGUAACCACCACAGACACAGCCGGUACUCUCUAUUAUGGCACACAAACCAAUAAGAUACGCAUCACUGAGAAUCCACUGCCCGAAACGGUUAGCUCUUAGAUGGGAGAUAGAACAAAUUGCAUGCAAAACAUAUUGUUAUUGUUGUUAUAAACUAUACAGAAACAAACUACAUACAUAUAUACAAGUACAGCAAAAGGAAACUACAAACUAAACUAUAAGCAAACAAAAUGCAAAAUGCAAUACACGAAACGCAGCCAGCUGAGCACACAAAUUGCCAUACCAAGCCAAGCUUCAGGUGCAGGAGCAGCAGAAGGAUAAGCAGAAGCAGCGCAGCCAUCGCCAACUAGUUGUAGACAUAUGUAUGCCGAGCCGUGCUCUAAGAGACAAAUACACCGCUACUUAUACAUAUACAGUAUAUACAUACUACAUAUGUAUGUAUGUAUGUUCAAAUAUCCGGGCUGGUUGAUAACAAAUAGGUAAGAAAAUGCAAAUUUAGGUGCCGUCAAAAUCUUCAAAAUAGGACUUCGUUUCACAGAUCGCCCCUCUCCACCAACUAUUUCUUUAAGACUGUGGUGUAAUCGGGAGAAUAAGUUAGAAGUGGAUCUUCUUCGCAUUAAAAUUAUAAUUAAUUUAUCAUGAUGACUACGCUUUUGUGCCCUGAUGAAAAGAAUGAUAUUAUAUGCCCUCGGAAAGCACAUUAAAUCGAUGCAAUAACUGAAUAUUAUUUUAUUAUUAUUAUAAAUCCAUGUGAAUCCCAAAAAAAUAAACAGUCGU